GAAUGCUCUUCUUGCCUUCUCAUCUUCGACCCCUGUCACAGCAGUAGCGAGAGAGAGACCGAGGGCAGCUCCCCUUUCGCCCCCCGCUACUCGCUCACUUCGCCUCAGCAGCACGCCCAAACAUUCCGCACCAUGGCUGCAACGGACGUGGACGUGUUUUCGAACGAAGAAAAGCGCAGCCUCAAUCUGGGCGGCCAUGUUGGAUUUGACAGCCUCCCUGACCAACUGGUCAGCAAAUCGGUCACACAGGGUUUUUGCUUUAAUAUACUCUGCGUAGGGGAGACGGGCAUUGGCAAGUCGACUCUAAUGAACACGCUCUUCAACACCAUGUUUGAGAACGAGGAGGCCAGCCACUACCAGAACGGCGUCUACCUGCGCCCGCGGACGUACGACCUGCAGGAGAGCAACGUCCACCUCAAACUCACCAUUGUGGACACCGUCGGAUUCGGGGACCAGAUCAACAAAGAUGACAGUUACAAGCCCAUCGUGGACUACAUCGACACUCAAUUUGAAAACUACCUGCAAGAAGAGCUGAAGAUUAAGCGCUCGCUCUUCAACUACCACGACACCAGGAUCCACAUCUGCCUCUACUUCAUCGCCCCGACGGGACACUCGCUCAAGUCCCUGGACCUGGUGACCAUGAAGAAACUCGACAGCAAGGUCAGCAUCAUUCCCAUCAUCGCCAAAGCUGAUACGAUCUCCAAGAGCGAGCUCCAUAAAUUCAAAAUCAAGAUUAUGAGCGAGCUGGUGAGCAACGGCGUCCAGAUUUAUCAAUUCCCGACGGAUGACGAAGCUGUCAGCGAGAUCAACUCCUCCAUGAAUGCUCAUCUGCCCUUUGCCGUGGUGGGAAGCGUGGAAGAAGUGAAAGUUGGGAACAAAACAGUGAGGGCCAGGCAGUACCCAUGGGGGGUCGUGCAAGUGGAGAACGAGAGCCACUGCGACUUCGUCAAGCUGCGGGAGAUGCUGAUUCGAGUCAACAUGGAAGAUUUGAGGGAGCAGACGCACGCCCGCCACUACGAGUUGUACCGACGUUGCAAGCUGGAGGAGAUGGGCUUCAAAGACACCGACCCAGACAGCCAACCCUUCAGUCUGCAGGAGACUUAUGAAGCCAAAAGGAAGGAGUUCUUGGGUGACCUGCAGCGGAAAGAGGAAGAAAUGCGACAAAUGUUUGUCAACAAAGUCAAGGAGACUGAAGCGGAGCUGAAAGAGAAGGAAAGAGAGCUUCACGACAAGUUUGAGCAGCUGAAGCGCAUGCACCAGGAGGAGAAGAGGAAAGUGGAGGAGAAGCGGCGGGACCUCGAGGAGGAGAUGAACGCCUUCAACAGGAGGAAGGUGGCUGCCGAGACGCUCUCCCUAUCCCAGCCGCUCAAGAAAGACAAGGAUAAGAAAAAUUAAUUUAUGGCUGCCGUUUCCCCCCUCCCCGCACAUGACCACGGAUUUGUCCUCCAUCACAACAAGAACGACAACACCAUUUUUCUUUGAGUUUUGACAUUCCAUCUUGACAUUGUGCACAUGGACCAAUGACGAUGACGCGGUCAAGCAUGGUGAGAGUGUUCACUUUGACAACAAUGGCCAUCAUUCUUUCAGGAUUUUCCCUUCUCUGUUUUUAAUAUUAUUUUGGGACACUUUAUAUGAAUAUUUUGUGAUUUUUAUUUUGUCUUUUUUUUUUAAUCAACACACACCGGCGAUUCAAACCCACUCAUGAACAGCCCGAGGCUGUUUGGUACUGCAGCGUAACUAACAAUGUAGGGGUGUGUGCUUAUUAUAAUUUUUCUUUUCAUAUUAGUUCAGUGUAUGUGAAUAUUGUUAGAGCUUACUCGACCUACUAUGCAAAAGUGUAUUGGGAGUAUUGUCUUGUAACAAGUCCGUAAGUAAUGGAGCUGAAACAUUAUCGUAAACAGUAGAGGAAGUAAGUAAAUACACACACACAGGAAAACCUCAAAGCCUGAGCUUGCCGAAGAACGAGAGCAGCUGUGUUUACUGUCGUUGGAAAUAAAUGCAAACAUUAAACUACCCCCUCCCUCACA
Molecule: messenger RNA, 2027 nt
Organism: Syngnathus typhle (broad-nosed pipefish)
Lineage: Eukaryota; Metazoa; Chordata; Actinopteri; Syngnathiformes; Syngnathidae
Gene: septin8a
Product: septin 8a
Exons: 10
Coding region: 133-1395 (420 amino acids)
Biological process (GO): cytoskeleton-dependent cytokinesis
Cellular component (GO): cell division site; septin ring; microtubule cytoskeleton
Molecular function (GO): GTP binding; molecular adaptor activity; GTPase activity
Source: RefSeq, a predicted model, not a curated record